Molecule: messenger RNA, 1140 nt
Organism: Leishmania braziliensis MHOM/BR/75/M2904
Lineage: Eukaryota; Euglenozoa; Kinetoplastea; Trypanosomatida; Trypanosomatidae
Product: putative deoxyhypusine synthase
Exons: 1
Coding region: 1-1140 (379 amino acids)
Biological process (GO): peptidyl-hypusine biosynthetic process
Cellular component (GO): cytoplasm
Molecular function (GO): deoxyhypusine synthase activity
Source: RefSeq, a predicted model, not a curated record
AUGGCUGCCUCUGACUCAGCGCCCAAUCCAGCCAAGAAGGAGUUGGCUGCGCCCCGUAGAAAAUCGACCUCGACGAAGACGGGAACCACUGCCAAGGAUAAUUCAUCAGCGAGUGUAUCAGCAUCAGGUGACGCUUCGUCGCCGACGAAGCGCUCUGCGCAGGUACAUGGCAUCGACUUCCAGUCGCUGGUGCACACGACGCAGGAGGAGACUCUCCGCGCUGUUGUGUCGAGCCUGCCCACAAUUGGUCUGCAGGCUACUCAGAUUGGCCGUGCGCGCCAACUUGUGCAGCAAAUUCUUCACCGUCGCUCGCCGGAGGAUCGUGUCUUUCUCGCCUACACGUCCAACAUGAUUUCAUCUGGUCUUCGCGACACGUUUGUCUACUUGGCUCGCGAGCGACUGGUGGACUGCUUCAUCUCAUCUGCCGGCGGCAUUGAGGAGGACGUCAUAAAGUGCGGUGGCAGCACGCUGCUCGGCCGGUUCGACUUGGACGGGCGCGCUCUGCGCCGCCGCGGCAUCAACCGCAUCGGCAACCUCCUCGUGCCAAACGACAACUACUGCUGGUUUGAGGACUUCUUCACACCCGUACUGGCGUCGGUUCACGAGGCGCAGCGGGCAUCGCGCUGGAAGACGCACACAGCUCCGUCCGAGAUCAUUGAGGCCAUGGGCGCCGCCAUGGCAACGAACCAUCCUGACACGUGCACCUCCAGCCUGAUCUACUGGUGCUACCGGAACAAGAUCUCUGUCUUUUCGCCAGCCUUCACAGAUGGCUCGAUGGGAGACAUGGUAUACUUCUACAACUUCUCGCACAAGGGCCUCGUCGUGGACCCGCUGGUGGACGUUGUGCGCUUGCGCAAGCUGGCAGCGAAGGGAAGUGGCCAUAAUCUGGCCAUCGUACUCGGCGGCGGUCUUCCCAAGCACCAGCUUCUGCGCAAUGUGUCGAUGGAUGCUGUUGUCAUGGUAACAACAGGCCUUGAGGCCGAUGGGUGCGUAAGUUCCGGCGCCCUCGCUGACGACGUGGCAUGUGGACUGCUCAGAGAAGAUACGGAGGUAGUGCGUGUGCAAGGUGAUGCCACGGUAGUGUUUCCGCUGAUGCUGAUUUCUGAAGAGGCUGCCACGCUGGAGGAUGCAGCAGCGUAG